GCAGUGGCGGCUAUCCUUCCAUCAUGUCGCAGGACACUGGGCUAUUCAGUAUCAGGCGCCCCCGAGAAGUAUGCAACCCCCUCAAUCUUAUUCGAGCGACAGCCAAUGUACCUCUUGGCGUUUUUCAUUGCGCAGUCAGGAAUGGACACAGGGUUAGUUCAAACUGACAUAGUCAAUGGCACAGACUCUGGGAAGCGUCCAAAAUUUCUCUUCUCUCCCUCAGCCGUCGUCGGCCAUGAAACGCACCAGUUCCAUUGGCGCCUUAAACCCUCCGUACACUUCCCAGCACACGCGCAUGUCGCUGAUGAACUCUGCCAGUCGCCCGCAGCAGCCUAACUUCAAACGGUCUUCGUCGGGGGGGUUUGGUGCUGAUGCCGGUCUCUCGUCCGUCAGGCGCUCCGUCUCGAGCAAUAUCUUCCAAGGAGCUAGCGCCGGCCGUCCGAGCUACGCUCCAGCGCCCAUGUCUUCCAAUCCGUCAUCGCAAAGCAUGCAGCGAAGGAGCAGCGUCUUUUCGCGACCGUCUGUUGGUGGUGCCAUGGGCCACCAGUCCUUUUUCACCCAAGUCCCCUCGGCGGCCGGUGUCCCCAGAGAUCCGCGACCUCUCAGGGACCGAUCAUUCCAGGCUCGGAUUGGACAGGAGCUGCUGGAAUAUUUGACCCACAAUAACUUUGAAUUGGAAAUGAAGCACUCUCUGGGUCAGAACACGCUCCGGUCUCCCACCCAAAAGGACUUCAACUACAUCUUCCAAUGGCUGUAUCAUCGCAUUGAUCCCGGGUACCGGUUCCAAAAGAGCAUGGAUUCCGAGGUCCCGCCCAUCCUGAAACAACUGCGCUAUCCCUACGAAAAAGGCAUCACCAAGUCGCAGAUUGCGGCCGUGGGUGGUCAGAACUGGCCCACGUUCCUCGGUAUGCUGCAUUGGUUGAUGCAAUUGGCGCAGAUGAUGCAGAGGUUUGACUCGGGAGAGUACGAUGAGGCAUGUGCAGAGAUGGGUGUGGAUGUCUCCGGAGACCGCAUCAUCUUCCGUUUCCUCACGGGCGCUUACCGUGAUUGGCUACAAGGCGGCGAGGAUGAAGAUGACGAGACGGCCGAGAAACGCCUGGUGCCUCACGUGGAGGUCAUGGCCCAGGAGUUUGAAAGGGGCAAUGAGAAGUACGUGCAGGAGAUGGAGGUUCUCGAGACCGAAAAUCGGGCUCUGCGUGACCAGAUCGAGGAGAUGGAGAAGAAUGCGCCCGAUAUCGCAAAGCUCGACAAGCAUUUCCGGAUCUUGGAGGACGACAAAAGAAAGUUUGAGGACUACAACCAGAACGUUCAGGGCAAGAUUGAGAAGUACGAGACUCGCCUCAAGUUCCUAGAUGACGAGCUCAAGAAGACCGAGGCGGAGUUACUUGCCGCGGAGGAGGAACGUUCGGGUCUCCAAGCGAGUGUCGACAGGCAGGGAAUUACGAUCCAGGACAUCGAUCGCAUGAACACCGAACGCGAGCGAUUGCAAAAGAGCCUUGACGACACGGUCAACCGUCUAGAGGAAACCCACUCGCGCGUUAUGGCGAAGGAGGGAGAUGCGAGCAAAAAGCUUGAGGACCUGGAGGAGAUCGUCAAGACUUACAACACGCUGGGCUACCAGACCAGUCUGAUCCCCGUGUCCGCUGUCAAUGCCAAAGGACAGGACUACGAGCUCAGCCUCAAUGUCAACGAAAGUAACUUUUCCACUUCACAGAUCGGCGGGGCGCCCAACCGGAUUUCACCCGAGGGAGACAGACUCCUUGCGGAGCCAUUCACCGGCUACCACCCGGCCCAUCUACUCAAUCUGGACCUACGAGGCUCGGUUCGCAGCAGUCUCCAGGCGCUCAGAAAGGAGAUCAACGAGCGACGCAAGAACGCCAUCGAUGCCGAUCUGGACCGGCGCAAUCUCCUGGACAACAUCAAGGAGGCGAUGGAUGAAAAGCGGAGUGAGGUCGAGGCUUUGGAGCAUAAGCGACGCGCAGCAGAGGAGGAAUUCGAGCGCACCAAGGAAAUCACAACCACGCAGAAGCUGGCGUCGGAUGCCCAGAUCGAGAAAAUGGAGAAGGAACUGGCCAAAAUGCGGGCGACCCUAAGCGAGAGCGUCCAAUUGAUGGAGCAGCGCGAGAUGAACACCAACAUCGAAUACGAACAGCUCACUCUGCGGGCCAACGCACUCCGGGAGGAGCUGCAUACGAACGUGGAAAGUAUGCUGAACGACGUGAUCCGGUUCAAGGUUCACGUCCAGAAAGGUCUCGAGGAUUACGAAAGCUUCGUGGUGGAUGAAGUCGAACAGGAGCUUGGCGGUGACAUGCCGAUGGGCGACGAUGAUCAGUUCGUCGAGGAAUAGUGAGGUUACAUUGGUGUGCUCGACAUCCUCCGUAUCAUGAUUGACGAUCACCGCGGGGAGUUUGG
Aspergillus steynii IBT 23096 is the source of this 2412-nucleotide messenger RNA. RefSeq names its product kinetochore-associated Ndc80 complex subunit NDC80. Gene Ontology annotation, cellular component: Ndc80 complex. The record is from RefSeq and is a predicted model, not a curated record. Lineage: Eukaryota; Fungi; Ascomycota; Eurotiomycetes; Eurotiales; Aspergillaceae. Gene Ontology annotation, biological process: attachment of mitotic spindle microtubules to kinetochore. Bases 176 to 2347 code for a protein of 723 amino acids. The transcript has a single exon.